Molecule: messenger RNA, 2294 nt
Organism: Elaeis guineensis (African oil palm)
Lineage: Eukaryota; Viridiplantae; Streptophyta; Magnoliopsida; Arecales; Arecaceae
Source: RefSeq, a predicted model, not a curated record
AGGAGGAAAAUUAGUUCACCUGGUUCGACUCCUCUUUGCUGUCUCUACUCAUUUCGGAUUCUUGUUCCCCUUGGAGAAGAUAGAGCUUCAGAGACGACAAAGACGAGAUCUCUCGAUUCUUCUUUCCCUUUUUAUGCUGUUUUCCAAUCUAAUUCCAAUUAUUCUCUUGCUUAACUUUCCUUUCCAUUUCGGAAGCCGCGGGAAUCGACGAGGGCGUCAGCAUGAACGAAAAGGCCUCCGUUUCGAAGGAACUCAAUGAGAAACACCGAAAGAUAUUGGAGGGGCUUCUCAAACUGCCAGAAAACAGGGAAUGUGCAGAUUGCAAAGCCAGAGGUCCACGAUGGGCAAGUGUAAAUUUGGGUAUCUUUAUAUGCAUGCAGUGUUCUGCGAUCCAUAGAAGUUUGGGGGUACACAUUUCCAAGGUAAGGUCUGCCACACUAGACACAUGGCUCCCGGAGCAGGUUGCAUUUAUCCAAACAAUGGGAAACAAAAAGGCCAAUAGCUACUGGGAAGCAGAACUCCCUCCAAAUUAUGACAGAGUUGGAAUAGAGAACUUCAUUCGUGCAAAAUAUGAAGAAAAAAGGUGGAUACCCAGGGAUAAAAAAUCAACAUCAAUUUCAAAGGUGCUGGAAGAAAAUUCUUCCGAAUCUAGGCAGAAACCAGGUGAUAGGGGUGCACAUGGAUCUGCCAAUAAUGUGAAUUCUCCGGAGAAGCAGAAUACUGUUCCACCACAGAAAUCAAGGAAGGAUAAUCUAGUAGUUCCUAAAAUACCCAGCCCGGUACCCCCUGAAUCAAAAGCAGAACCAGUCAUGAUUCUGGUAAGUCCUCCGCAGCUUUUAGAGACAGCUCCUGCUGGAGUCGAUAAUUCACCUGCCCUGCCUCCAAAAGUUGAUAAGACACUUGAUCUUUUCAACAUGCUUUCUGCGGAGCACCCAAUUGAAAAUCGGUUAGAAUCAUCUUCAGCUGAUGAUAAUGAAUGGGCAAAUUACCAGUCUGCAGAAGCAACCUGUGCCACACAGAAAAACAAUAAAAACAGCAGCAUGAAACCUGUUGGACACAAGAGUCAAUCUGCAUCAGCAAUUGAGGACCUAUUUGAAGAUUCAACAUCAACCACACUGCCUUCAGAUCCAGAGAAAAACAGCAGCAUGAAAUCUGUUGGACACAAGAGUCAAUCUGCAUCAGGAAUUGAGGACCUAUUUAAGGAUCCACCAUUAGUUACAUUGCCGUUGGUUUCAGAAGACAACACCACUACAAAACCUGUUGAAAGUAAGAGUCAAUCUGCAUCAGUGACCGAGGACCUAUUUAAAGAUCCAACAUCAGUGGUACUGCCUUCGGAUCCAGAGAAAUCCCAAGCAAAUGUGAAAAAUGACAUCAUGAGCCUCUUCGAUAAGUCCAAUAUGGUGUCACCAUAUGCGAUUCAUCAACAGCAGCUUGCAUUCGUCCAGCAGCAGUCUCUUCUCAUGGCCGCAGCUAAAUUUGGUAGUGCACCUUCUACAUUUCCUGGCAAAACUCAUCAACCAGGAGGUACUGAUUCACUUGCACCUGAUGGAAAUUUGCCAGCCCAAAUUUGGCCAAAUCUUGGUUAUCAAGUUCCUGGAGUGUCACCUCUAGCUGGACAACCAAACACCAACAUGCUCAAUCAGAUCGGAAACAUCAGUCAGGCACAUCCAUCUGGCAAUUUCAGUCCUCUUCCUACAUCUAGCAUGUAUGCUGCUGGAUUAUCUGCACCUGUUAAUGGAGCAACCACAGGUGGAGCGAGGAGAAAUUCUACAUCUUCUUCCCCUUCUACCACUCCCAACCAAUCAUUCAGUGAUUAUGAUUUCUCAUCGUUGACUCAAGGGAUGUUCUCAAAACACUGAGCAAGAAAAAGGCAGGUGGCACAGCAUAUUAUGAUGGUCUUCCAUGGUGCCAUUACAAUCUACAUGGAAAGAAAUAUUCAUAUAAAUACAUGGCAGUCGUGGUUCUCCUGCAUAGUGUUGUCAAUAGCAUUAGCGGCAUUGUAUACUUAUUUGAAGUCUCAAGAAUGAAAGAAGAGUGCCUUGGAUCAAUAAAGAUGGGCCAAUUAUGCUGAGGUCUCUGUUGUUGUAAAGUAUGAUAUUUUACCCUCGUCUUGUUUGGAACUCAGAUUAACAUAGCUGCACAUGUAGCUGAAGGCUUUGGAGUUCCAUUGCAACCAAUAUCUCUAUACUUAAGAAAUUCUUCCAAGAAUGAACUUUUUUUAUCAUGGGCACGCAUGUAUCAGAUUGACAUAUCUUUUGAAGAAAUAUAGUGGGGGUUCCUUCCUUUGCUUUUUA